Molecule: messenger RNA, 2786 nt
Organism: Aricia agestis (brown argus)
Lineage: Eukaryota; Metazoa; Arthropoda; Insecta; Lepidoptera; Lycaenidae
Gene: D12
Exons: 12
Coding region: 183-2786 (867 amino acids)
Biological process (GO): chromatin remodeling; regulation of transcription by RNA polymerase II
Cellular component (GO): NuA4 histone acetyltransferase complex
Molecular function (GO): histone binding
Source: RefSeq, a predicted model, not a curated record
UUUAAGCUUAAAAAUUGAAGAAAUUUCAUUAAAUAAUAAAAACGUUUAUAAUUCGGGCUGUGAGUAAAAGGUGAUUAGAGUAAAUUUCUAGGCUAACCCGGCAUCGUUUUUAUAUCGUGACUACACUAACGAAUUUUUGUGUAGGAAACAAGACUAUUUUGUAUUUAUUCCUUCGUUCUGUUAUGAACAAUAAGGAAACUAAUAAUGAAUAUCAUGAUCCCGACUACCCCGAAAAUCCAGUGUGCAUUAAAGAGGAGAAAAGAAGUCAGCAAGAAACUGAGGAAAAAAUUAAAGCUAUUAUCAGAAAGGAGUUUACAAACGAAUUACAUGUUAGAGAAAGUGAAGUAAUGUUAAUAGAUCAAAGAAUGGCAAAGGCGCGGAGGUAUCUACAUCAAAUUCGUUACCAUUUAGUAAACAGUUACUACUCCGAUCCCAAGCUGUCGCUAACUGGCAGCCAGAUAGAGGAUGAUAUCUCUGCACAGACUCGGGCUAAGGCUCAGGUUGCAGCUUUAUUGCGUGAAAGUCAGCCGCAGAUCCAUCCAUCAGUCCUGAAAUUACUCGGGAAGAAAUCUGUAGACAUAGAAGAAAUAUUAACUACUAGAUCACAAAGAAAAAGAUCGAGGAAGAAUUAUUCUGCAAUGGUGAAUCCCAAAAACUAUACAACAGCGGCUGGUGAAACUCAGACCCUGCGGCCUCACACCUCCAAACCUCACAAUACCGUCCCCCCAGAGGAGCCUUCCACUAGUCGAGUAAAGAAAGUGCCUAAACAUUUGACGCCGAAAGUGGAAAAUGUUUUAAAAUUAGAUGAAAUCACAAGAAACAAAAUCAAGCAUCGAUAUAGGAUAAUUAUAGGCAACACGUCGAAGUACGCGCCGGCGGCGGGGCGCGCGGACCGCUCGACGCACAAGUGGCUGCUGUACGUGCGCGGGCCGGCGGGCACGGACGUCGCGCGCGUGCUCGCCGCCGCCAGCGUGCGACUACACCCCUCCUACGCGCCGCACCACAUCGUGCGUCUCGAGAAGCCGCCGUUCCACGUGUCGCGGCGCGGGUGGGGCGAGUUCCCGGCGCGAGUGGAGCUCCACUUCCGCCUGCCCGAGGUCAACCGUCCCGCCGCCGUCGAGCACACCAUCAAGCUCGACCGCAACUACACCGGCUUGCAGACGCUCGGUGCGGAGACGAUAGUGGACGUGUGGCUGUACAGCACGCCCGAUAUGCUGGAGUUCGAGUACAAGGACGAGGCGGAGGCGGAGGCGCCCGCCCCCGACCGAGUGCAGGUGAAGAGCGAGCCCGAGCCCGCGCCCCGGCCGGAUCCCGAGCCCGCCCCGGCCGGCAUCAAGCUCGAGCCGCCGGAACCGCUCGAGCCCGCGGACGCCGACAGCUGGCUCGACUUCUUCGCCCGUGACACCACCGAGCUCAACGUCGACGAAAUGCUGGUGAUACACGCGCGACCGCCCCCUGCCGCCCCCGACCCGCCAUCCGACCGCCCCGACGUCGCUAACGGCGACGACGAGCCCGCUGCCCCCGACGAGCCGCCCCCCGUCGCCCCCUCCCCCGCCCGGAAGCGCAUCGUCAAGUACGUGGACCCCACCACGAGGAAGAUCUACUACCUCGAGAUGGACCGGAGCCUCGACAUCAGCAAGGUGCAGGAGAUAGUCAUCGACUCGAAGGAGGGCCCGCGGACCGCCAAGAUCGGCCCCGUCGAGAGCAACGGCCUAAGGAAGGUUCGGAGGAAAAAGAGCGGCGUUUCCGUGCUGAAGCCCGAGGUGAGGGGUCGGGCGAGCGCGGACGGCGCAGAGUGUGCGGCGGAACUCGGCCACAUCGCCAACGACCACUGCUACGCGGGCGGCGAGUGGCUGCCCCGCCCCGCGCCCCGCCCGCCGCCCCGCGACCCCGCCUCCGCCCUCGUCGCGCUCGAGGCCACCGUGGCGCGCUUCUCCUGCGAGCGCGUCGUCGUCAACUACCUCCUGAAGAAGAUGCCGCUCAUCAACGUGGAGGCGGCCGACCUCGACUUCCUCCAGGACUUCCCGUUCGUCGUCGAAAACGAGCAGAAGUACUGGAAGUUGGAUUUCGCGAAACGAAGAAAUAUCGAGUGGUCGAGGGCGAAAUUGAUAAACCGUAUUCUGGCGGCGAGGUUCAAGUCGGAGCCGGGCCGCGUGUGGCGGACGAAGCAGAUCCUGGUGUACUCGCGGCUGCACGGCUUCUACCCGGUGCGGCCGGACGUGCCGGGGGACGACGACGUCGCCGACGCGCCCGCACCGCCCGCCGACCUCGCCAGCCUGAGUCUGUUCCGCGAGAGCCGCUACCCGCCGGUCGCGGACGCCGCGCUCGACGUGUCCGACGACGAGGAGGUGGACGUGGUGGGGGCGGGGCGGGGAGACGCGCGGCCGGGAGCGGCGCCGGGGGAGGGGCUAGAGGGACUGGAGGUGCUGCCGGCGGGGGCGGACGAGCGCCUGCACCACGCCUUCGUGGAGCGCGCCGCCGCCGACAUCGGCAUCGAGCUGCGCCUCGAGGAUAUAGGCAGUGGAUACUGCUACAGCGCGGUGCACCUGGUGCUGGUGUCGGCGCUGCGCAGCUUCGCGGAGGAUCUGGUGCGGGGGGCGCUGGCGGCGCGGUACGCCCCCGACCGCAACAACACAGUCUGGCUCGGGGCACGUCGCGCGGCAGAGGCGGUGAUACGGCCGGCGCACGUGUGGGCGGCGGCGGCGGACGCGCGGGGGGCGGGGCGACUGCGGCUGCUGUCCCGCGCGGCGCUGGCGGUGCGACCCGCAACACAAACGCCGCUAUAA